GGGUGGCGUUUGGGGUUGGAGAACUGAAACAUUAUUCUUUAGUUGUUAAUUUUCUCGAAAUCUAAAGGCACAACCUAGAUUCGAGCUAACAUCUUAACCAGUUGAACAUGUUAUUACUCCAACCUCGUGGUAGUGACAAACUGACACGUUUUCAUUUUCGUCAAAAAAAAAAAUAUAAUCUGAAGAAGUAGGAACAUCCGUGAAAAUGGAGAAAACCUCGAAAAAUAGCCCGCUGGAGGACGUUUGUGAAUUACCAAGUAUGCUCCCCAAAAGGCAAAAGGCAAAAGGUUGAGAUUUAUUUGCUAAAUGAUUAUUAUAAGUAUAUUUACAUUAUACAAUAUGGGAAAGUGGAAAAUGAACAUUUAUGAUAAAAAACAAAAAUUGAACUUCAUGAACUUUAACAAGAAGUAACGGAAGCGGAAAUAGCACAACGGACGGAUAAGGAAGUGAUAUUGGAAUUUGUGAAAACGUACAUUGAUCUCAUACACAACCAGUGAGGUAGCUACCGUCUUCGUGGUUGGAAACGGGCACAACCCGUAUACCUUCAGAAACAAGUGUCCUGUGUGAAGGUACUUAAGGUGUUCACUGACUGAAAGCAGGCAUGUCGUCAACAUCCCAGAAACACAAAGAGUUUGUGGCAGAACCCAUGGGGGAGAAGCCAGUCAAUGCACUUGCUGGCAUUGGAGAGGUGCUUGGCAAGAGACUGGAGGAGAAGGGCUUCGACAAGGCUUACGUGGUCCUGGGUCAGUUCCUGGUGCUGAAGAAGGAUGAGGAACUAUUCCGGGACUGGCUGAAAGACUCAUGCGGGGCCAAUGUCAAACAGCAGGGUGAUUGCUAUGGCUGUCUGCGUGAAUGGUGUGAUUCUUUCCUGUAGAGAAGGUUUUGUUUUUUUCCAUUUUAUAUAACGUUUUCCCAAACAUCUAUUUACUUCUGGUCUCACGUUAAAUGUCACUUCAUAUGGGAACACUGCACAUGAGGCAGUUGAGCGAAGUCAUACAUUGGAGCACCUGGUUAUUUUAUUCGAGUCACAAUUCAGAGACCUAUGGAUGCUUAAAAAUUAGUAAGACAUACUUUGCUGCAGUCAUCCAUGGGGUUGUUUCACCCAACUGUGUAGAUCUGUAAUCCUGACCUUUCCUAUGAUUAAUAUCUUUGGCUGUACAGAAGCCUUGUGGAUGAGUUAAUUUGUUUUCCUGCACUUUAUAUUUCAAUUUUGUUCUGUCAAAUUACCACUUUUUAUAAUUACUAUCCCUUCAUAAAUGUGUAACGAAUGCUUGUACUUAUCUCCAACUCUCUGACAGUUUGCCCCUGCAUUUAGUUAAAUGAACUUGUCGCUAAAUUAAUUAAUAGCAUUUUAAACCAUUUGACACCACAUGGCUUUGACAUCUAUAAGAUGUUGCACUGUUAAUUUUACAUCUGAGUUUACAGGAAACCGUUUUAAGAUUUACAUUUGUAAUUGCCCCAUGUUAUCUUAUGUGUUUGUUUUAAGAGAUGUUGAAGCGAUGCCUUAACGUUGUAAUGCUAAAGCAACAUUUAUCUGCAAUGUACCUUGAGUUGUGGAGCAGUGCAUGCGGAUUAAGAAGCUAGCUACUACAAAUCACCUCAUUUUCAAACUUCACACAAAUGAAAGCCUGAAGUAAAACCACAGUAAGUAGCACUUUUUCAGGAAUUCAUUUAUGAGCAUACUUGUGUUGCUCUCUGUUUAAUUGUUGAAGGAUGGUUUUACGGAAACACUGGUUCAUGUUUUUGCAUAUUGACAGUGAAAGCAUGUUAGUUUUUUUCUUUUCUUUUGAAAUAAGCAACUGCAAGAUCUGGACAAUUCUGACUGUUUUGUUUUUUGAAGAAAAAAAACAUUAAAAUUACAUGCACAAAUAUUUUUGGUGAUAGGAGUGUUUAAUUUAGUCUUUGAUUCCCAAGUCCCCUUUUAUUCAAAGCUCUUAAUUUGUUUUGGUAAGAAAUAUUGACAGUAAAGGUUUCAGUAACACUGAUCUAAAAAUUGUAAUAACAUUUCUGAACUUGAUCAGAUAAGCAACCAAAAAAACUGGUCUCGAAAAGAAUACCAUACAAAUUGCUGUUAUGUAUUUAUUAAAUGUACUGCUUAUUUUUGUUAAUGUCAUAUAGCCUUAGACAUCCACUUUGACAAAUUAAACCACUUAUCAAAACAA
Molecule: messenger RNA, 2162 nt
Organism: Oncorhynchus kisutch (coho salmon)
Lineage: Eukaryota; Metazoa; Chordata; Actinopteri; Salmoniformes; Salmonidae
Product: barrier-to-autointegration factor-like
Exons: 3
Coding region: 602-874 (90 amino acids)
Biological process (GO): chromosome organization
Cellular component (GO): nucleus; condensed chromosome
Molecular function (GO): DNA binding
Source: RefSeq, a predicted model, not a curated record